This is a messenger RNA of Equus caballus (horse), 2728 nucleotides long. RefSeq names its product coiled-coil domain containing 198 (gene CCDC198). NCBI's taxonomy places the organism in Eukaryota, Metazoa, Chordata, Mammalia, Perissodactyla, Equidae. The record is from RefSeq and is a predicted model, not a curated record.
AGUGUGUGGUGAAAUAGAGCCAGAAAGAUGUCACGAAGGAGAUGACUGCUUUGUAAGGCAGGGCUAAACUUCUGAGUACCUUGAUUACAGCAAGCUGCAUGAGUGGCCCCCAAACCACAUCCUUCAUGGUUUUCCUCUGAAUGUCUUUAACGUGAAAUGGGCCUGAGCCACUCGAGGGCUCACCCAAGGGUGACCAAAGUAGCACCUUUGCAAAACAAAGAGGAAGAGCCUCGCUCAGCUGGCCCUGUGGACGUUGUAUUCAAUCAGAAGCUGGAAGAAAAGAGUUCAUAUUCGUUCACGAGACUGCAGGACCGGAGUAAAGCUUUGGAAGGGCAGCUGCCACCUCUACGAGAGACCUGGUAUGGAAGGUAUUCUGCAGUGCCCAGGGCCAUGUAUUUUGACAUCCCACUGGAACAGGGAGAAACAAGUAUUAUUAAAAGGCAUCCACCCCGAAGACUUCAAAAGCUUGAACCCGUUGACCUGCCACAUGUAAUUACUUCUGAAAGGCUCCUGAGCCAGCAAGAAGCCUGGACAGCUCACAAAGCAAAGCAGGAAUCGGAAAAGAAGAUGCAAACUCCAAUUCAUACUUCCGGGAAAAGACAAUAUUUACAUAAGAUGCAAAUGCUGGAAAUGAACCGUAAAAGACAAGAGGCCCAAGUGGAGUUGAAGAAAAGUCUUCACAGGGAGGCGAGAAUUAAUAAGCAAAAUCUGAGGGACCAUAAAGCCAAGAAAAUCCUUCAAAGCAUCCCAAUAAAUGAUGGUGGUGAACUCCUAACCUUGUUGCCUGAUGAAACCUUGAACAGAAGUCUAGGAAAUUCACAGAAUGCAGAACUUUUGGAACAUCAAGCAAGGAAUGACUGUUGUCCCCGGAAAAUUGGCAAAAUGGAAACAUGGCUCCGUGAACAAGAGGCCCGGGGACAGCUGCUCGGGGACAGCUCCAGCUCUGACUCAGACGAGGUGGGGAAAGUUGAGAAGAAACCGAGAGCGCUGGUGAGGACCAGGACAGAGAGAAUCCCACUUUUUGAUGAGUUUUUCGAUCGAGAAUAAGAAUGCUGUUCACUCACCGAGACACUGAGCGCAUGGCAAGCUUGCUUUCCUGUGAAAAUUCUCCAAGUUAGUAUAUGAAUUGUUCUGAGGAAACCAGUUCACUUUCUUUUCAUUUGGAGUCUUACAAUUUACAGAUGUGACAUAUAUUGUUAAUUAUGCUGCAUAACUGCCUCAAAACUUAGGGGCUUAAAUAACAGCCACUUAUUGUCCCCCUUUUCUGUGGGUUGCUGGGCUCAGGUGGGUGGUUCUUUGCUGGGGUCUUGAAGUCUUUCAUGUAGAUGAAGUCCAAUGGCAGCUAGGGCUGGAGUCAUCUGGAAACUCAAGGACACUGAGACAGCUGGAACUUGCCCUUCUCCAUAUGGUCUCAGAGCCCCUUCACAUGGUUUCCCCAAGUGCUAUCUCCAGCAGGGGAGUGAGUUUUCUUUUAUAUCAGCCCAGGGCUCCCAAAAGCAAACAUUCCAAGAAGAGAGAGUAGAAGCCACCCUCCCCUUAAAGGCUAGUCAAGGAAGGGGUUCCGCGUCAUUCCCACCACGUUCUAUUGGUCAGAGCAAGCCACAGGCCAGAUAGCAGUCAGUGAAAACAGCGUGAAUUCCAAAGCAUGGUCCACUGGUGCCCAUCUUGGAGACUUGCCACCCCAAAAAAAAAGCAAAUUAGAUCUUAUAAAACUAAUAGAUGAGAGAGUAGAUUUGAUACAAAUAAAAAUGAGUUUUUAAAGAAAAGUCACAGUAAUGCCAUAUCAGAGACUAAGCUCACACAGGUCACUUUCUUGGGAGUCAGCAGCUUAUCACCUCAUAGCAGGUGACAGGAAAAGAGGUGGAACAAUGGCAGGUGUGAAAUAAUGGUUGUUGUGAAUUAAAGCUCAAAAUUAAAUGAUCUCUUAGAUUAUGAGGUAGAUCUUAGGUCUUUUCAAAACUAAAAGGAACUUUAUGCUCAAUCCAAAAGUUACUCCAUUUACAAAAAUCAGAUUUUUAGGCAAUUUUAAGAGCUUUUGUGUAAAAUUAGGCUGUACUUUUAGCAUAAUCUAAAAACACUUAAGCCAUCCAGAAGCUUCUAAGGAUUUAGUGAAACUUUAAAACAAAGCCAAACAAAAAUGCCCUUUUAACCUUUCUCUAGGAAAUUCCAAAAAAGAAAAAAAUAGCGCGCCCCCACCCUGAAUUUGACAUUCUGUGCAUUCAGAUCAGUCACUAAGAAGACAGAAGGACAGCUGUGUCAAAGGAUGGACAUGCGCGUUUCUCCCACGAAUGGAAGGCCAUUAAGUUACCGGGGGUACUUCUACUCCCAGUUCUUUGUGAGAAGUAUUCUUACUUUUCAUGUGGUAGGCCAAAAGCAUAUUUCCUGCAAAGGAACACAGAAAUUGUUUGACCAGUCAGCCUUCCUGAAAAAAUAAGAUCCUUGAGAGGAGAAAUGAGUCUGACCUAUUCAUAAUGUCCUCACAUAUUAUGGUUUAUCCAGAAGGUUCAAACCAAAGUAGACAGUCGGCUCCCAAUGCUGAAGACAGCAGGGUCUAAGCAAGUCUUCAUCACUCUGGAGUAUGGCUUGAAAUUGGACGACGCCUCAUUCCAGACGCUAAGGGGCCUGUGAGCUACAUGAGGGCACGGACUACGUCUCCUCCCUGUGGUAUCCCUGCUUCCUGGCACUACAUCUGGCCCAGAGUUUACUAUUAAAUAUUUGUUGAAUUCAU